This is a messenger RNA of Neocloeon triangulifer, 3856 nucleotides long. RefSeq names its product solute carrier family 12 member 1 (gene Ncc69). Gene Ontology annotation, molecular function: sodium:potassium:chloride symporter activity. The coding region runs from base 92 to 3349 and encodes 1085 amino acids. The record is from RefSeq and is a predicted model, not a curated record. Lineage: Eukaryota; Metazoa; Arthropoda; Insecta; Ephemeroptera; Baetidae. Gene Ontology annotation, cellular component: membrane. The transcript has 18 exons. Gene Ontology annotation, biological process: sodium ion homeostasis; potassium ion homeostasis; chloride ion homeostasis.
GCUGCUGGAGGAGGGCUGCCGUUGGCCGCUGCGAGAGCAACACGCUCGAACACGUGUCUGUCUGUCUUGUCGAAGCAGCUGCCGGGACGGGAUGACAGAGGGCCGCAAUUCGGCAGCAGACGGCCGCAGAGCCUCCUGGGAGUUGGAGCUGGACAGCAUGGACAAACGCACCCGCUUCCAGGUCAACCGGGUCGACACGACCAACGCCGACGAGGGCGAAAUGCAGAAGUUGACGUCCAACCCCGACCAGGACGACCAACCGGACGCGGCCGACAUGUCGACUGGGUACGACACAAAGUACGCCAAGAGUUUCCGCCACUUCACCAGGGAGGCUCUGCCCCGCCUGGACAACUACCGCAACAUCAUGUCCAUCCAGGCAGCCUAUCGACCGACCCUCGACGAACUCCACAACGCCACAGUCCACGGAAAGCCGGCCCAGACGCACUUGUCCAUGCCCCAGGAUGGGGGCGAAGGGGUGGUCAAGUUCGGCUGGAUCCAGGGCGUUCUGGUACGAUGUUUGCUCAACAUUUGGGGUGUCAUGCUCUUCCUCAGACUUUCAUGGGUCGUCGGCCAAGCAGGAAUCGGCGAAGCCAUGCUUUUGAUCCUUGCCACGUCUGUGGUCACCACAAUCACAGCCAUCUCGAUGGCUGCCAUCAGCACAAACGGAGAAAUCAAAGGAGGAGGGACGUACUACAUGAUUUCUCGAUCCCUUGGUCCUGAGUUCGGAGGCUCCAUCGGACUGAUUUUCUCUCUGGCAAACGCUGUAGCCUGUGCCAUGUACGUGGUCGGCUUUUGCGAGUCUCUGACUGACCUUUUGGGCACCUAUGACCUCAGCAUUGUCGACGGAGGUCUCCAGGAUGUCAGAAUCAUUGGGUCAAUCACAAUUGUAAUUCUGACAGUGAUUGUUGUUGUUGGAAUGGAAUGGGAAGCAAAGGCCCAAAAUGUACUUUUGGUUAUUCUGCUGAUUGCUAUGGCCGAUUUCUUGGUUGGCUGUUUCUGGGGUCCCAUAGACGAUGAAGAACGCGCCAAGGGCUUUAUUGGUUUGAGCUACGAAACCUUGAAGACAAACUUCUUCUCUGAUUAUCGUGAAGAUAAAGACACUGGAGUAAGACACUCAUUCUUCUCCGUCUUCUCAAUCUUCUUCCCGGCCGCCACUGGAAUUUUAGCCGGUGCCAACAUCAGUGGUGACCUCGCCGAUCCCCAAACGGCUAUCCCGAAGGGUACUUUGCUUGCUAUUGUCAUUACAUCUGCCUCAUACCUGGGCUUUGCUGCCCUUGCUGGCGGCUGUGUUGAGAGAGAUGCUAGUGGCAACGUGACAGUUUUGGAAAUGGGGGGUGACAUCAGUGUCUGCCCUGAAGGUGGAUGUGAAUGGGGACUAAUGAAUAACAAACAGGUCAUGGAACUAGUGUCAGUAUUUGGCCCCUUGAUCUACGCUGGCUGUUUCGCAGCCACCCUCUCGUCUGCCCUGGCCAGUCUUGUGUCUGCACCUAAAGUUUUCCAGGCUCUGUGCAAAGACAACCUUUAUCCAUACAUUUCUGGUUUUGCCAAAGGUUAUGGAAAGAACAACGAACCCGUCCGUGGCUACAUUCUUACUUUCAUCAUUGCCGUUGCCUUCAUUUUGAUUGGUGAGCUUGAUGCAAUUGCUCCACUUAUUUCCAACUUCUUCCUUGCUGCCUACGCAUUGAUCAACUUCAGUACAUUCCAUGCCUCACUGGCUAAGCCUGUUGGAUGGAGACCAACAUUCCGAUUUUACAAUAUGUGGCUCAGUCUGAUUGGUUCAGUUCUUUGUAUAUCUGUAAUGUUCCUCAUUAGCUGGAAUACAGCCCUGCUUACUUUACUUGUGGUUCUUGCCCUAUAUUUGAUAGUGACGUAUAGGAAGCCAGAUGUGAACUGGGGAUCAACCACUCAAGCUCAAACUUACAACAAUGCAUUGAUGUCGGUGCAGCAGCUAAGCAAUGUGGAGGACCAUGUCAAGAACUACAGACCGCAGAUUCUCGUCCUCUCAGGAAUGCCAAGCUCAAGACCACCUCUUGUUGACUUUGCCUGGCUAAUUAGCAAGAAUCUCUCCCUCAUGAUUUGUGGCCACAUUCUGCAGGGUCAAGUUCCUCAAAGGGCAAGAAAUGCCCUCAGCAUCAAUGCACAGGACUGGCUGCGGAAACACCAUGUAAAAGGAUUCUACUCACUGAUUGAUGACCUCAGUUUUGAGAACGGCGCCAAAUCUCUGAUGCAGGCAUCGGGAGUUGGAAAGCUGAAGCCCAACAUACUUUUGAUGGGCUACAAGGGCAGCUGGAGGGAGUGUUCGUCACAAGAGCUCACUAUGUAUUUUGACACAAUGCACAAAGCCCUUGAUAUGCACCUGGCAGUGGCCAUUCUUAGGGUGCAGGAAGGUUUUGACUAUUCCAAGGUGGUUGCCUCAAACGAGGAAGUGAUGAACGGAAAGGCAGCCAAGGGCAUUGUUCCCAUUCCACACAGCAAUUCCACCGAAUCACUCCCCAGAAAUCAAUCUUUCUCGCAGAUGUCUCAAGCUGCCAGCACCACCAGUGACAUUACUCCUCCGGGUUCGCCAAACCCCAGCAGAAGCCGAAACUCGAACAGCCCAGUUGGUCCUCCUGCAGAUGUGGAAAGUGGAAAUGUAGCUGAGCAACCGGCAGAAGAAAAAGCCACUCUAGCCAUUCCUCAGCAAAAAAGGGAUAAGGAGAAGGAGAGUUCCAGGGCCGACUUGUACAAGGGCCCUGGAGGAACCGACUUGCCAAAAGAAGUAAUUCACAAUUUGACCCAGUUUACGAGGAAACAGAAAAAGGGCACCAUUGAUGUUUGGUGGUUGUACGAUGACGGAGGCCUGACCCUGCUGCUGCCAUACAUCAUCAGCACAAGGAGGAACUGGUCCACUUGCAAGCUUCGAGUGUUUGCCCUUGCCAACAAGAAAGACGAAUUAGACACUGAGCAGAGAAGCAUGGCGAGUUUGCUAUCAAAAUUCCGCAUCGAUUACUCUGACUUGAAGAUCAUCCCCAACGUCACCAAAAAGCCACAAGAGAGCACAAAACAGUUCUUCGACAGUCUAAUCUCAGACUUGACAAAAGACAAGGAGGGAGAAGAGGAUAGUGCUCCCAUUUCUGAAUCUGAACUUCUUGCCAUGAAGGACAAAACAAACAGGCAUUUAAGGUUGAGGGAACUUUUAAUGGAGAACUCUAAAGAAGCAAAUCUUGUUGUCAUGACAUUGCCAAUGCCUCGGAAGGGAGUUGUCUCGGCGCCUCUCUACAUGGCCUGGUUAGAGACCUUGACGAGGGACAUGCCCCCCUUCCUGCUGGUCAGAGGCAACCAAACCUCCGUUCUCACUUUCUACUCCUAGUCGCCGUGUCGGGAUUUCAGUAUUAAAGACUUGUGGUGGUGGGGCCGAGAUGCAAGAAAAUCUAAUAAUUCCAGUUCAUUGUGCUUUAUGUUUGUACAUUUCAUUUUCAAGCUAGGUUAAAGAGCAGCUGCCACUUUUUUACUCGGAAUUAAUUAUGUAAUUCAUUGUCAUACCUAGAUUAUUUGUACUUAAUGUAGCUAAUCUAAAUAGAAUGAAUCUCCUUGUGUGUUAAAAAAUACAAUACUUCUGUUUGAGAUGCAUUUAACAUCAAAAGAGGAGAACCUCUUGAUUGUUUCCGUUUAUAUAAUUUCCACAGUAAAUGAGAAGUAUUUCCGAUUUUACCCAACGACCAGUUUAACAUUUACCCUACUUUUUCAGUAGCCUGUAUUGGUUCCAGAGAGACAAUUCUCUUCUGUAAUUGUUCACUUGCAAUUUUUGUUUUAAAUCACAUUGAUGUGCCUAUAAAGAAAGUACAUGAUAUUUUAAUAAAAAUCUUACAAUGGAUAA